Messenger RNA from Anoplophora glabripennis (Asian longhorned beetle), 1399 nucleotides. RefSeq names its product beta-sarcoglycan-like. Bases 116 to 1075 code for a protein of 319 amino acids. The record is from RefSeq and is a predicted model, not a curated record. Gene Ontology annotation, biological process: muscle organ development. Gene Ontology annotation, cellular component: sarcoglycan complex; sarcolemma. Lineage: Eukaryota; Metazoa; Arthropoda; Insecta; Coleoptera; Cerambycidae. The transcript has 2 exons.
UUUCAGAUGCUACAUCGCGAACGUGCUGAAAUGUAUCACUAAAAUCUUUCUUCUACAUAUUUUGUGAUUCUGAUGUACAAAAAAAUACCCUAAAUAAGUUGAUUCACAUAUCAAAAUGUUGGAUUCUCCACAAACCUCGGAGGUUUUUUCCGACGAAACACAUUCAGUGUCGAUUCGAGACAAAACGUUGUUAAAUAGGUCAGUGUCUAAACACAACAACAACAAUAAUUUCGUGACUGGAUACAUGCCUGUGGAAAAUACGAAGCCAGCGGCCAGAGGAAGGAAAACCUUUGCUUUUUGGACGUUGGUGGGUUUGCUGUUCAUUCUCGCCAUUGGGAAUCUCAUUCUCACCAUGACGAUACUCACAGUUUUGAGAAUGGGAAAGGGCAUGGAAAGCAUAGAGCUAAUACCUGAAGAAGAGACAAUAAAGUUCUUCGGAGAUGUGGACCUAGACCAUAUCUACAAAAGGGACGGUAUUAUAGAAGGUUACAAAGACGAACCCCUUCAAGUUACCUCCGAAGGUAGUCCCAUACAAGUCAAAUUAUACUCCCGAACCGGGAGACCCGUCACUAAACUCCAAGUCAACACAAACGAGACUGCGUUCAAAGGAAUCAACUCUUUCGUUGUCAAAAACGAAAAGGACGAAUCACUGUUCACUAUAACCGAUCCUGUAUUUACAUCUUUGAAAAACGGGAAAGGUCUCUCAUCGAGACGUAUCCAAACCAACAAAAUAAGGAGUCCCAGCGACGAAGACCUCAAAAUCGAAGGGGGGGACCUGAACUUAAAAGGGGCCGAAGGCACGAAAGUAGAAGGAAAAGAAAUAAUUUGGAGCGCCGGUCAGGACAUUUUCCUAAGCAGUAACGGUUCUAUUGUACUUAACGGACAUGAGGGGGUAUAUAUAGACAUUAACAGACUACCGAUAGCUCAACUAAGCAAUAACAGGUACCUGACCGGGCAGUUUAAAGUAUGCGUCUGUGUGCCUGGCGGAAAGCUGUUCAGAAUACCUAUAAUUAAUCCGAAUGAUAGGGUGUAUUGCCACCACGUUAAUAUGCAGCAUAAUAACCCUUGUAUAUAACUUCUUAUAGAAUAUUUGAAGUGUACAAGGUGUUUUGAAACAGGUGCCAUAAAUCCAGGGGCUGAAAAAAGAAUAAAACGAUUUUUUCCUUUACGCCAUGGGCCUAGAAACAGGGCGACAAACAUGACUUUUCUCGAAACAAAAAUAAGUAAAUGGAAGAGAAGAAAAAAAUUGUUUUAUAGUCUUAUGUUCUAUUAGCCUAAAAAUUUAUGCCAGCUUUCUCAAAGUACCCAGUAGAUUUAACAGCCAAAAAACUUGAUUUUUGCUUGUAGAUAUUUUUUAUUUUUUUAUUUAUUAAAAUUAUUUCAUGCAGUUUAAAGUAGU